AUGGACUCGUCAUCAGGCAGCAGCAGUUCGAGUCCCGAGGGUCCCGUUACGACGACGCUGGUUCCUCACGAUCUCCCGGAAUUGUUAGAGGGCUUGUCCAAGGACGAACUCGCUGCUCUCGAGAAGAAACUGAUCAGGAGACUGGACACGAGGAUGCUGCCCACGAUGAUUCUGAUGUACAUCAUGAAUUACCUCGACAGAAACGCGAUCGGAGCAGCUAGGCUAGGUGGGCUGGAAGAGGAAUUAGGGUUGACAGGGAGCCAGUUCCAGACCUGCGUCUCCAUCCUAUUCGUUGGAUACAUACUCAUGCAGGUCCCUUCCAACAUGCUGCUGAACAAGAUCGGUCGUCCUGCCUUGUAUCUGACAGGCUGCAUGGCCGUCUGGGGUGUACUUUGUGCCUGCAGCGGCGCGACGACCAACUACGCCGGGCUCUUGGUGACGCGAUUCCUGCUUGGGUUCGUCCAAGCUGCGUUCUAUCCAGGUGAGUCCGACGAUCCAACGGGCACCAAGUCCAACUUUGGGAAAAAACGAGACAGUCCCCCCCAUAACAUCAUGGCGCGGACAGGUUGCAUAGCCACGCUCAGCUCCUGGUACGUCCGCAAAGAGCUCGGCCUCCGCACCGGCCUGUUCUACACCGGCUCCAUGCUCUCGGGCGCCUUCUCGGGGCUCCUCGCCGCGGGGAUCUUGAGCGGCAUGGACGGCACGCUCGGCCUGCUGGCGUGGCGCUGGAUUUUCAUCACAGAAGGCACCCUCACCGUCGUCAUCGCCCUCGGCGCCCUCUUCGUCCUCCCGGACUUCCCGGCCAACACCAGGUGGCUGACGGAGCAGGAGCGGCAGCUGGCCGUGUGGCGUUUGGAGAUCGACGCCGCGGGCGAGGAGGACUGGACGGGCUCGUCGUCGUCAUCGCAGCCGCUCUUCGACGGAUUCCGGAUGCUCGUCGUCGACCCGGUCAACUGGAUCCUCGUGCUCGUCGUCUACGGCGCCGCGUCGUCCAUCUCCAUCAACAGCUUCUUCCCGACCAUCGUCGGCGGCCUCGGCAGGGACCGCAUCGCGACGCUGCUGCUCACCUCUCCCCCCUACCUGCUGGCCUGCUUCGUGUGCGCGGCCGUCUCGUGGAACGCGGGCCGGACGGGAGAGCGGUACUGGCACACCGUCGGCCCGCUGGCCUGCGCGCUCGUCGGGUUCGUCGUGUCGAGCGCGGCGACGGGGGUGGCGCCGCGGUACCUAGGCGCCAUGGUCAUGCUGCCCGGCAUCUACACGGGCUUCAACAUGUCCAUGUUCUGGACCGCCAACACCAUCUACCGCCCGGCCGCCAAGCGCGCCGCCGCCGUGGCCUUCAACAACGCCGUGUCCACGCUGUCGAGCAUCUACGGCUCCUACCUGUACCCCAGCCACGCGGCGCCCCGGUUCGUGCUGGCGUUCAGCGUCAACGCCGGCAUGGCGUUCAUGGCGAUUGUGGCAUCGACGGCCUUGCACUUUGUGUUGAAGGGGGAGAAUCGGAAGCUGGCGUUGAGGGAUCAAGAGGCGGAGACUGACGGCCGGACGGUCCUGGUGGGAAAGGGAUUCAGAUACUUGGUUUAG
This is a messenger RNA of Colletotrichum higginsianum IMI 349063, 1581 nucleotides long. RefSeq names its product Pantothenate transporter liz1. Gene Ontology annotation, molecular function: transmembrane transporter activity. The transcript has 4 exons. Gene Ontology annotation, cellular component: membrane. The coding region runs from base 1 to 1581 and encodes 526 amino acids. The record is from RefSeq and is a predicted model, not a curated record. Lineage: Eukaryota; Fungi; Ascomycota; Sordariomycetes; Glomerellales; Glomerellaceae. Gene Ontology annotation, biological process: transmembrane transport.